AUGUCUGCCACAAACGAUGUCCCCGAAAAGGCUGAGGCAAAAGCCUCCUUCGACGAGGUUCACCAAACCGAUGAGCAGGAUGAGAUGCUUCAGCGAUACGACCUACUCAAGGACCUGACUGAGGAUCAGCGAAAGGCUAUCAACAAGAGCUUGGUCCGUAAAUUGGACUGGCAAUUCUUGCCUUGCAUUACAAUGAUGCUGUUGAUGAACUAUUUGGACCGCAUCAACGUCUCCAACGCACGGCUGGCUGGAAUGCAAAAGGAUCUUCACAUGACAGAUACGCAGUGGUCUGCCGGUAUCAGCAUGUUUUACGUCGGCUACAUCAUCUCCCAACUCCCCGCGAACGUUAUGCUUGCCAAGGGAAACCCUCGCAUCCUUCUUCCUUGUUUCAUGCUGGGCUGGUCUGUCGUGACGCUGGCCAUGGUACUCUGCACCAGCAGCGUGGGUUUCAUCCUAUGCCGCUUCUUCGUUGGUGUCAUGGAAGGGCCAUUCGUGCCAGCUGUGUCACUGAUGACCUCGUCAUGGUACACGAAGUCAGAGUCGCCAAUGCGAAUGAGUAUUUGGCAUGCCGGAAAUAUCAUCUCAAACGUCAUAUCAGGUCUGCUCGCUGCUGGAAUUUUGACUCGGAUGAAAAACGUCGCGGGCCUCACUUCAUGGCAGUGGUUUAUCCUCAUUGAAGGAAUCGUCAGCGUGGUGGUAGGCGUCGUUUCGUUCUGGUUCAUUCCCAAAUGGCCCCACAACACUGGUGAAUAUAUGUUCACUGCAGAGGAGUCGCAGAUGGCACAGUACCGACAAUUGGUCAAUGCCGGUGGUGUCACGGAGGACGACGAGGGUGGCGCCUGGGAUGGAACGAUCAUGGCCUGCAAGGAUCCCUUCACUUGGCUAUUUACCUGCUUGCACUUCUUCGUCAUCAUUGCCCAGUCUUUCAAGGACUUCUUUCCUUCGAUUAUGGACACCUUCGGAUUCGAUGAGACGGGUACCUAUCUCCUGCAAGCACCGCCGUACAUCUUUGCGUACAUGGCCUGCCUCGCUGUCUCCUGGACUAGCAGCAGGUUCCGUGACCACUGUUGGCACAUCGCUGGUGUUAUGAUCGUUUCUUUGGUCGGCACCGUGAUUUUGAUUGCCACGCUUGAGCAAGGUCCGAGGUACUUCAGCCUCUUUCUGCUAUGCGCAGGGCCGUUCAUCGCUUUGAACCUUCAUCUUUCGUGGGAAACCGCCGUCGUACAGAGACCCCGAGUCAAGAGAGCCGCGUUGAUCGCUAUCACCAACGCAUCAAGCAGUGUUACCCACUGGUUUACGCCAUACUUCUUCUUGACCAACCAGGCUCCUCGGUACCAGACUGGUGGUGGUGUUAUUAUGGUUGGUUGUGGAGUGACAGUGCUGAGUUGUUUGGCAUUGAGAUGGUGGGUCGCCAGGAAGAACAAGCAGCUCGAGGAGCGGCAGCGGGAGACGGGAGAGUUCAACAGCUGGCGCUUCGUGAACUAA
This is a messenger RNA of Neoarthrinium moseri, 1485 nucleotides long. RefSeq lists its product as uncharacterized. Bases 1 to 1485 code for a protein of 494 amino acids. The transcript has 4 exons. The record is from RefSeq and is a predicted model, not a curated record. Gene Ontology annotation, cellular component: membrane. NCBI's taxonomy places the organism in Eukaryota, Fungi, Ascomycota, Sordariomycetes, Amphisphaeriales, Apiosporaceae. Gene Ontology annotation, biological process: transmembrane transport. Gene Ontology annotation, molecular function: transmembrane transporter activity.